Arabis nemorensis is the source of this 477-nucleotide messenger RNA. Lineage: Eukaryota; Viridiplantae; Streptophyta; Magnoliopsida; Brassicales; Brassicaceae. The record is from the annotation of a GenBank genome assembly.
AUGACAGACGCGCCUAAUUUGGUCGGGACGCUUGAGACAGAAGUGGAGAUCAAAGCUUCGGCUGGAAAAUUCCAUCACAUGUUCGCCGGAAAACCACACCAUGUCUCCAAAGCAACUCCAGGCAACAUUCAAGGAUGUGAGCUUCAUGAAGGUGACUGGGGCAAAGUCGGUUCUAUUAUCUUUUGGAACUAUGUUCUUGAUGGAGAAGCUAAGGUGGCGAAGGAGAGGAUCGAGGCGGUGGAGCCGGAGAAAAACUUGAUCAUGUUAAGGGUUAUAGAAGGUGAUCUAAUGAAAGAGUACACGAGCUUUUUGGUCACGCUCCAAGUGACCCCUAAGCAUGGUGGGUCUGGGAGUAUAGUGCACUGGCACUUCGAGUAUGAGAAAAUUAACGAGGAGGUGGCUCAUCCUGAAUCUCUUCUCCAACUUGCCGUCGAAGUCUCCAAAGAGAUCGAUGAGCAUCUCUUGACUGAAGAAUAG